Molecule: messenger RNA, 1781 nt
Organism: Mobula hypostoma (lesser devil ray)
Lineage: Eukaryota; Metazoa; Chordata; Chondrichthyes; Myliobatiformes; Myliobatidae
Gene: nsg2
Product: neuronal vesicle trafficking associated 2
Exons: 5
Coding region: 224-787 (187 amino acids)
Biological process (GO): G protein-coupled dopamine receptor signaling pathway; endosomal transport; clathrin coat assembly
Cellular component (GO): endosome; membrane
Molecular function (GO): clathrin light chain binding
Source: RefSeq, a predicted model, not a curated record
CAUCAAGGGUUCUGGGCUGGACGUCAGUGUCCCGCAGCGCACGGAUUUUUCACUUUCAGCACCAAACCUGUUCAGUCUGCGGCAGGAGCGCUCUCUGGUCAGAAUCUACUGCAAAAUCUUCCCCUUACCAAACGCCAUCUUGUGACAUUAGGUGCUUUUAUUGUAAAGGUAAAAACCACCUACACUGAUUUGGAAAUACGUGAAGUAGCCGCCCUCGUGAAUAAUGGUGAAGCUGGGGAGUAACUUGAAUGAAAAGAAUGCCAAGCAGUCUUGUAGCGAUGAUAAUUUUCACACCGUCCCUUUGAUCACACCCUUGGAUGUGAAUCAUCUGCAGUUCCCCGCUCCAGACAAGGUGGUGGUGAAAACGAGAACCGAAUUCCAAUCGGAUCAAAAGAACAAAGGGAAACUGCGGGUACCCAAAAUAGCUGAGUUCACCAUCAGCUUCAACGACGGAGUGUCGGAAAGGCUCAAGGUUACCAUACUCAUUUUUCUUGCUCUUGCAUUUCUUGCCUGCAUUGUAUUUCUCGUGGUAUACAAAGCCUUCACCUACGAUCACAGUUGCCCAGAUGGAUUUGUGUAUAAGCAUAAACGCUGUAUACCAGCAUCUCUUGAAGCCUACUACUCAGCACAAGAUUCAACUUCCCGAGGGCGGUUCUACACAGUCAUCAGCCAUUACAGCCUGGCUAAACAGACCACCUCCCGAUCAGUUUCUCCAUGGCUGCCUGCUACAUCAGCUGAGAAGCCAGCAGAACAUGAUUCAAAAUCCUCAACCAGUGACAGUCACUGAGCAACUUCCCCUAUGGUGAUGGUUUUUUUUAAAACAUAAAACCAAGUGAAAGAUGUUAACAUUGCUAAUAAUGGGACUGUUGUUGCAGUUCCAAAAUGAAGCAGUAUUUGGAACAUACAAUAGUUGUUUCUUUUGUCCCUUGUCUUUGUUGAUUUGUAAUUGAUUCUGAAGUUCUUUUGUACAAAGGCAUGUUUGGUGUUGCUGCAGUUCAUAUUAUAAACUCAUUUUUAAAUAGGUAACUUGAAGGAACAUUUCGUCAAUAACUUCUUAUUGUUUGAUUGAAUUUCAAGAAUAAUCUCACCAAGUGUCCAGUGAGCCUCUCUGCUGAAGACUUAGGCAGUGCACACUUAAUCAUAUUUUGGAAUAGAGCAUUUCCCGCAUGAACAGUUUAUGUGCAUGAAAUUUUGCACGUUUAGCUAACGUGUACACUUAUAAUCAUAUAAUGUUUCACCUUCAUGGCUGCACUUUUCUCGGAGUAAAAGAGAUAAGAUAAGCUUAUGUAACACAGCCUUUGGUUGAUGAGCAGUUGAUAACAUAUUUCUCCUUCACCUGCAGUCACAUAGGUGUUCUGCAGUUCCUGCGUUCUAUAACAAUGCUAAUGCUUGGAAAAGGAUAAAGUGUUGUACAUAUGAAUCCUUAAUAUUAAGGGGUGCAGUGUGAGGAUUUAAGCAUUAGAUUUUACAUGAAUUAUCAGAUUUGUAGCUGAAGCUUGGUAGAGAAUUGUAAUUAGUAUUUAACACAAGUGCAGUAUCAUUUUAUGUUUUUACAUGUAAUAUAUCAUUGUCAAUAGUGUUGAUUUUCAGCUAAUGUUAAAAAGAGGAAUAAUUUAUAACUCCUUGUGGUGUAUUUUUGUCACUAUUUAGCAGAAACUAAAGUAUUUUUGGUUGUGUUUCUUGGGAUUUUUCCGAUGAAGAAAUAAAGCUAGGUGUGUCUGACAUUUCAAUCUUUUUCUGUUGGAUUUUCCGCUGUUCACAAAUAAAACAAAUUGAGCAAA